AUGCGAGGUGGGCCAGGAGGAGGAAUGAUGGGGCCAGGAGGCGGAAUGAUGGGGCCAGGUGGAGGUAGUGGAAUGGGAGGUGGACCAGGAGGAGGAAUGGGACCAGGUGGUGGCGGUGGCAUGCGAGGUGGACCAGGAGGCGGACCAGGUGGAGGUGGUGGAAUGCGAGGUGGCCCAGGAGGCGGAAUGAUGGGGCCAGGUGGAGGUGGUGGGAUGGGAGGUGGACCAGGAGGAGGAAUGAUGGGACCAGGUGGAGGUGGUGGAAUGCGAGGUGGCCCAGGAGGCGGAAUGAUGGGACCAGGUGGAGGUGGUGGAAUGCGAGGUGGACCAGGAGGCGGGAUGAUGGGACCAGGUGGAGGUGGUGUAAUGCCGGGUGGCGGGAUGCCAGGUGGGGGAAUGCCAGGACUAGGAUGGGGUAUGGGUGGUUGGGGUCUAUAG
Gongylonema pulchrum is the source of this 438-nucleotide messenger RNA. Lineage: Eukaryota; Metazoa; Nematoda; Chromadorea; Rhabditida; Gongylonematidae. The record is from the annotation of a GenBank genome assembly.